GGUCACCUGAGUGUGUUCUCCCUGCUGUCCCAGCGCUCUCUUCGCUGGCAGCUGAUCUCCAUAGUCGUCAUGAUGAUGGGCCAGCAGCUGUCGGGUGUCAAUGCGAUCUACUACUAUGCCGACAGCAUAUACGGCUCUGCAGGAGUCAGGGAGAGUGACAUCCAGUAUGUCACAGUGGGAACGGGAGCAGUGAAUGUCUUUAUGAGUGUAACUGCUGUGUUCAUCGUGGAAGCCUCAGGUCGCCGCCUGCUCCUCCUCUGUGGUUUUGGGAUCUGCUGCGGAGCCUGUGUGCUGCUCACUGUCGCACUCAACUUGCAGGUAUCUUACAGACCUGUCAGCGCUACUUAUGCCUGUCCCAUUCCUUAUGUGGUGGCCACUGAGAUGUUCCGGCAAACAGCCAGGCCUGCGGCGUUCAUGGUGGCCGGCUCCGUCCACUGGCUCUCCAACUUCGUUGUUGGUCUAAUCUUUCCCUUCCUCGAGCGAGGCCUGGGCCCCUACAGCUUCAUCAUUUUUGCCGUCAUCUGUCUGGUCACCCUGAUCUACAUCUGGCUGGUGGUGCCCGAAACAAAGAAGAAGACGUUCCUGGAGGUCUUCCAGAUGUUUGCAAAGAGGAACAAAGUGGAGUUAAAUCUGGGUGACGGCGAUCUCCCGCUGAAAGAGCUCAAAGAGAGCGCACAGGAUGUACAGAAGGCCACGCCUUUCUGAAGAAAGAAGAAGAACAUUGAUAGAAGAGGAAGUAUUCACUGCGGGUGUGGAGCGAGGGAGUGUGUGUGUGGUAGAAGACUUGACAGUGUUUUAAUUUUAGAUGCCUCUGUGUGCCUUUUCUUUGUAUUUGUGCCUGCAGAUGUUGGUAGAU
Molecule: messenger RNA, 856 nt
Organism: Neolamprologus brichardi
Lineage: Eukaryota; Metazoa; Chordata; Actinopteri; Cichliformes; Cichlidae
Source: RefSeq, a predicted model, not a curated record